AUGUCUUACAUCGCACCUUACGUUGCCCCGCUCGGAUACGCUGACCUCGCUUACGGGGGCGCUGCCAUGGCUUCUAUGUACUCUCCAUACUCGGUCGCCAGAUACGGCUACGGCUCAUAUGCCCGACCGUGGUACAGCAGCCUGUACGGCGGCAGCAUAUACGGCGGUUACGGAGGAUAUGGGUACAGCGGGUACCGAUGGCCCAGCAUGUUUUGA
Messenger RNA from Filobasidium floriforme, 216 nucleotides. RefSeq lists its product as uncharacterized. The coding region runs from base 1 to 216 and encodes 71 amino acids. Lineage: Eukaryota; Fungi; Basidiomycota; Tremellomycetes; Filobasidiales; Filobasidiaceae. The transcript is spliced from 2 exons. The record is from RefSeq and is a predicted model, not a curated record.